AUGUGUUUGCAACAUCAUCGUGACUUCAUUUACGAGGUUAAAAAGCCGCAAAGUGAUGAGAUCACAAUGGAACUAAUCAAAGCGGUAGACAUGCUAAUGAUGGAUGGACUAAAAGCCCACUGUUGUGCAGUUCUGAUGCGAGAUAUAACUGUAGAAAAUUUUGCCAUUCGGCUUCAGAUUGCUGACUUUCUAAAUGAUGAUCGGCUUUUCAAGCGUCUUGUAGCUUUCCUUGCGACCAACCGCAAAGAUGUUUUUGCUCACGAGGAUUUGAGUCCUGAAGCUAUGAAUAAUCUACCUUGUAGGACUGGAUUGAAUUGCGAAACAUUCACCCAAAGAUGGUGUGCCGGUGUGAUGGAAGCCGCAUGGACAUAUGCCGAAAGCCAGUUCCCUUACCUGAAAUUUGUCAAGAGACGUCGCUUCUGUCUCUAA
Molecule: messenger RNA, 429 nt
Organism: Ostertagia ostertagi
Lineage: Eukaryota; Metazoa; Nematoda; Chromadorea; Rhabditida; Trichostrongylidae
Source: the annotation of a GenBank genome assembly